Ramularia collo-cygni is the source of this 600-nucleotide messenger RNA. RefSeq names its product related to Biphenyl-2,3-diol 1,2-dioxygenase 2. The record is from RefSeq and is a predicted model, not a curated record. Bases 1 to 600 code for a protein of 199 amino acids. The transcript has a single exon. NCBI's taxonomy places the organism in Eukaryota, Fungi, Ascomycota, Dothideomycetes, Mycosphaerellales, Mycosphaerellaceae.
AUGGCUACCUCUACGGAAGACGAAUUUGAUAAACCUAGCAGCAAGGUCAUCAGCCCUUCGGCGCUUGCACACGUCGUCUUCCGCACAGCCAACUACCAGCCAAUGGUCGACUUCUACCUGACCUUCCUCGGCGGCCAUGUCACCCAUGGUAAUCAAUUCAUAACUUUUAUAACAUACGAUGAAGAACACCAUCGUGUCGCAAUUGUGACGUUGCCCGACACCGGACCAAGAGAACCGAAAAGCAGCGGAUUGAGGCACGUCGCUUUUACGUUUCCAACACUUCGCGAUCUUCUGCUCGCAUAUCGACAGCGCAAAGGUCGCGGGAUCGAGCCUUUCUGGACCGUAAACCAUGGGGUGACGACCAGUCUCUACUACCGAGAUCCCGACGGAAAUAUGAUUGAAACGCAAGUGGACAAUUUCGAUACCACCGAAGAGGCGAAUGCGUUCAUGGCCACUCCAGCUUUCGCGGAGAAUCCCAUCGGAACUGACUUUGAUGUCGAAGAACUGAUCGCCAGGCUCAGAAGCGGCGAAGAUGAGGCCUCUUUGAAGAAACCAGUGGAAAGUGGCGCUAGAGGACCGGUCGACGUAGAUAGCAUGUAA